Messenger RNA from Leptonychotes weddellii (Weddell seal), 5465 nucleotides. The record is from RefSeq and is a predicted model, not a curated record. Lineage: Eukaryota; Metazoa; Chordata; Mammalia; Carnivora; Phocidae.
GAACCGAGCUCUGCUUCCCAAAGCAAAAUUUGUAAUAUGCCAUUUUUCCGAUGGACGCUUCUCCUUUGGGCUGCUGACGGAGCCGCGGGAAGAUGCCGGCUUGCUGCCACGCCACCCAGCCGGGGCACGUUCCGGGAGGGCGCCGGGGCACGCGAGUGUCUAAGCUGCCUUUCUCCUCCGGUUGCUAGGGAAAUGGUCCAGGAGUGCCGGGCGUGAGCUUCCCCUCUCGUCAAGCCUGAGACUGCGGUUGUCAUUGAUCAAUUGAAGAAGCAGGACCCGAAAUUACAGACAUUAGCAAUGAUGUGUGAAGUGAUGCCCACGAUUAAUGAGGACACCCCAAUGAGCCAAAGGGGGUCCCAAAGCAGUGGCUCGGACUCAGACUCCCAUUUUGAGCAGCUGAUGGUGAAUAUGCUAGAUGAAAGGGACCGUCUUCUAGACACCCUUCGGGAGACCCAAGAAAGCCUUUCACUUGCCCAGCAAAGACUGCAGGAUGUCAUCUAUGACCGAGAUUCGCUCCAGCGACAGCUCAAUUCAGCCCUGCCACAGGAUAUCGAAUCCCUAACAGGAGGGCUGACUGGUUCUAAAGGGGCUGAUCCGCCGGAAUUUGCUGCACUGACAAAAGAAUUAAAUGCCUGUAGGGAGCAACUCCUAGAAAAGGAAGAAGAAAUUUCUGAACUUAAAGCUGAAAGAAACAACACAAGACUGUUACUGGAGCACUUGGAGUGCCUCGUGUCCCGACAUGAAAGGUCACUAAGAAUGACAGUGGUGAAACGGCAAGCCCAGUCCCCCUCAGGAGUCUCCAGUGAGGUUGAGGUUCUCAAGGCACUGAAAUCUUUGUUUGAGCACCACAAGGCCUUGGAUGAAAAGGUAAGGGAGCGACUGAGGGUUUCUUUAGAAAGAGUCUCUGCACUGGAAGAAGAACUAGCUGCUGCUAAUCAGGAGAUUGUUGCCUUGCGUGAACAAAAUGUUCAUAUACAAAGAAAAAUGGCAUCAAGUGAGGGGUCCACAGAAUCAGAACAUCUUGAAGGGAUGGAACCUGGUCAGAAAGUCCAUGAAAAGCGUUUGUCCAAUGGUUCUAUAGACUCAACUGAUGAAACUAGUCACAUAGUCGAACUACAAGAAUUGCUUGAAAAGCAAAACUAUGAAAUGGCUCAAAUGAAAGAACGUUUAGCAGCCCUUUCUUCCCGAGUGGGGGAGGUGGAACAGGAAGCAGAGACAGCAAGAAAGGAUCUCGUUAAAACUGAAGAAAUGAACACUAAGUAUCAAAGGGACAUUAGGGAGGCCAUGGCACAGAAGGAAGAUAUGGAAGAAAGAAUCACAACCCUUGAGAAGCGUUACCUCAGUGCUCAGAGAGAAUCUACCUCCAUACAUGACAUGAAUGAUAAACUAGAAAAUGAGUUAGCAAAUAAAGAGGCCAUCCUACGGCAGAUGGAAGAGAAGAACAGACAGUUACAAGAGCGUCUUGAGCUGGCUGAGCAAAAGUUGCAGCAGACUAUGAGAAAAGCCGAGACCUUACCUGAAGUAGAGGCUGAACUGGCUCAGAGAAUUGCAGCCUUGACAAAGGAAAGAUUAGCAGAAGAAAUUGAAAAGCUGAGAUCUGAACUUGACCAAUUGAAAAUGAGAACUGGCUCUUUAAUUGAACCCACAAUAUCAAGAACUCAUCUAGACACCUCAGCUGAGUUGCGGUAUUCUGUUGGAUCCCUAGUGGACAGCCAGUCUGAUUACAGAACAACUAAAGUAAUAAGAAGACCCAGGAGGGGCCGCAUGGGUGUGCGAAGAGAUGAGCCAAAGGUGAAGUCUCUUGGGGAUCAUGAGUGGAAUAGAACUCAGCAAAUUGGAGUGCUAAGCAGCCACCCUUUUGAAAGUGACACAGAAAUGUCUGAUAUUGAUGAUGAUGACAGAGAAACUAUUUUUAGCUCAAUGGAUCUUCUCUCUCCAAGCGGUCAUUCUGAUGCCCAGACUCUAGCCAUGAUGCUUCAGGAACAAUUGGAUGCCAUCAACAAAGAAAUCAGGCUAAUUCAGGAAGAAAAAGAAUCCACGGAGUUACGUGCUGAAGAAAUUGAGAACAGAGUGGCUAGUGUGAGCCUGGAAGGCCUGAAUUUAGCAAGAGUCCACCCAGGUACCUCCAUCACUGCCUCUGUUACAGCUUCUUCACUGGCCAGUUCAUCUCCCCCGAGUGGACACUCAACGCCAAAGCUCACCCCUCGGAGUCCUGCCAGGGAAAUGGAUCGGAUGGGAGUCAUGACACUGCCAAGUGAUCUAAGGAAACAUCGGAGAAAGAUUGCAGUGGUGGAAGAAGAUGGUCGGGAGGACAAAGCAACAAUUAAAUGUGAAACUUCUCCUCCCCCUACCCCUAGAGCCAUCAGGAUGACUCACACCCUUCCCUCCUCCUACCACAAUGAAGCCCGAAGUAGUUUGUCUGCCUCCCUUGAGCCAGAAAGCCUUGGGCUUGGCAGUGCCAAUAGCAGCCAAGACUCUCUUCACAAAGCCCCCAAGAAGAAGGGAAUCAAGUCUUCGAUAGGACGUCUGUUUGGUAAAAAAGAAAAAGCCCGACUUGGGCAGCUCCGAGGCUUUAUGGAGACUGAGGCUGCCGCUCAGGAGUCCCUGGGGCUAGGCAAACUUGGAACUCAAGCUGAGAAGGAUAGAAGACUGAAGAAAAAGCAUGAACUUCUAGAAGAAGCUCGGAGGAAGGGAUUACCUUUUGCUCAGUGGGAUGGGCCCACUGUGGUUGCAUGGCUGGAGCUCUGGUUGGGAAUGCCUGCUUGGUACGUAGCAGCCUGCCGAGCCAAUGUGAAAAGUGGAGCCAUCAUGUCUGCUUUAUCAGACACUGAGAUCCAGAGAGAAAUCGGGAUCAGCAAUCCCCUGCAUCGCUUAAAGCUGCGACUAGCAAUCCAGGAGAUGGUUUCCCUAACAAGUCCUUCAGCUCCUCCGACAUCCCGAACUCCUUCAGGCAACGUUUGGGUGACCCAUGAAGAAAUGGAAAAUCUGGCUGCUCCAGCAAAAACGAAAGAAUCUGAGGAAGGAAGCUGGGCCCAGACUCUGGCUUAUGGAGAUAUGAACCACGAGUGGAUUGGAAAUGAAUGGCUUCCCAGCCUGGGGUUACCUCAAUACAGAAGUUAUUUUAUGGAAUGCUUGGUAGAUGCAAGAAUGUUAGAUCACCUAACAAAAAAAGAUCUCCGUGUCCACUUAAAAAUGGUGGAUAGUUUCCAUCGUAAAAUUCAAGAAGUAGUUCUUCAAGUCUGUGAGUCAAACGCAGUUUGCCUAACACUUUUUAAACUAAUACCUGGACUAGUUUACUUGUUAUCAUCACAUCAAAUUAUAAUUCUAUAUUGGCAGAGUGAUGACAAGAAUUUCAGGCGUGGGUCAACAUGGAGAAGACAGUUUCCCCCCCGUGAGGUACAUGGAAUCAGCAUGAUGCCUGGGUCCUCAGAAACAUUACCGGCUGGAUUCAGGUUAACCACAACAUCUGGGCAAUCGAGGAAAAUGACAACGGAUGUUGCUUCAUCAAGACUGCAGAGGUUAGAGAACUCCACUGUUCGCACAUACUCAUGUUGACAAGCCACACAAAGGAGGCAGCACUGACUUGCUAUGUCUUUUCCGUCUACUCUACCUAAAGUGCACUACCAUCUCAGAAGAUGAACAGUGAAAACCUUUGUGAAGACUGAAUUCUAAGGACACAACCCCAAGUAAUGACUUAUUAAGCUGAAAAUGUGAUCUGGGGGGAGUCAGAUAUUAAGUUUGAUUAGUUUACUACAAUUGUAAGAAAAUGCUUAAGUCAUUUGAAUAAUAAGCAUCAUCCACAUCCUACAUUCUGUACAACAGAUGCUUUUAUGAAAUGGAGCCACUUGUUUUUUCAUGUUUUAUUGUAAUAUACUACGCAUUUAUGUAUUACUGUGUAUGUAUUUCUUUUUAAAUGUGUCUUCUGUAAAUGGAUAUAAAUAUGAUUUUUUAAAAAAUAAAAUAUAUGGUUCAUGGAGUCUCGAGUGCAAACAUUUGACAAUCCCAAGUACUGUUUGUAUUUUACCAUCCCACCAUUUUUACAGUUUUUGAAUUGUAACAGUCAAAUCGAUAUGUUUCUCCUUCAAGUCUGUCAAUACUUAAAGCUGAAAACCUGCCUCUGAUCAUGUAAAAAGGAAUGAUUUAACCUGGAACUGGAGCCAAAAAUAGUCCUUUAAAGGCAAUCAGGGAUGUCCUAAAUCUUUAGAAAUAGCACUGUGAUGGCUUGAUCUCCUUUUCAAUACAAAACAGAGCUAAACUGUUUACAAGAGUCAAAAGCAAUUCUUUAAAAAAAUUUAUAAGGAAUGAACAUUAUCUUCUCUUGUUACCUGUGGACCAAGUCAAAAAAGAAAAAAAAACUACUAAGAACCACAUGUUCAUCAGAUAUCUUGAACCGCCAGCCAGCACUGUUCAGUGAAUGUCAACCACUGCGGAGUCUGAGGCUCAUUUCCACUGAAAAAAAAACAAAACAAAACCCAGAAACCUUUCCCUUUUGUCAAUGUAACAGGGCAUUAGUCAGACUCAUGUAUAAUGUUAUAAGCUUCUAGCCAAGAUGGCCUUGUUGCGACUUCCCUGAAGUCAGUCUUAUCAGAGGAAAUAAAUGAAAGACAGAAUGAUUAACAUAUAUAGUGUAUAAAAGUAUAGAAGAGUAAUCUCUUCCCUGUGGCUUUAUUUGGUGGUGUUACUGUUGUUUAUUCUUUGUUUAUAUGGGAGAUUUCAAAGUAAAAACCUAUUUAAUAAUACCAUUUAUCUAACUGCUGAUUUUCUGCUGCUUGAUCUUAUGAAGCGCAAGACCUGUCAUUAGUAAUUUCCUUUUUGUAUUUAAUUUGCUAUGUUUGCACGUACAUUACAUUUGUUUUGAUGUCUGUUUUUGUUUAACAGAUUCAGUCGAAAGAUAAUGGUAACAGAAACCCUUUCCAUUGUCAAUAAAAAAAAAAAUACUUCCAGUUCUCUGUUUAAUCUUUGUUUUCUAGUCACCUAAUGUUUAACAAUUUACUUGAACCAUAAUGCAAAUUGUCCUUUUAGCGACUCUCAAUCUAAUAUUUAUCUUCAAUAGUGAGUCUGCCACAAGAGGGAGCCCUAAACUUGCUUAUGAAGGUGAUUUUAAAUUUUCUAGAAAUGUUGCCUGAGCAGAAACAAUGGGAAAGAGCUUUCUAAGCUCAUCUGAUCAUGGGGAUCUUGACUUAAGGAAAUGAAAUGUAAUAUAGAAACUAUGAUAUUAUAAUAACAAAUGAUUUGUAUCUACUCUCAAUACAUGACUUAAUCACAUAAUCAGUUUCUCCCCUUUAGAGAUCAUCUGGUAAGAAAUAGUAAUCGUUUAUAAUAGACUCUAAUGUAGAGCGAUAAAAAGAUCUACCUGUUCCCUCAAAAAAAGUAUAAAAUACUCUUCAACGUAUAAUAUAAUUUCUGCCAGAUUCUAAACUCCAUUUAAUUUGGAUUUUUAAGCUCAGAAUCUCAGUAGUUUUCCU